Molecule: messenger RNA, 339 nt
Organism: Phragmites australis (common reed)
Lineage: Eukaryota; Viridiplantae; Streptophyta; Magnoliopsida; Poales; Poaceae
Product: ER membrane protein complex subunit 7 homolog
Exons: 4
Coding region: 1-339 (112 amino acids)
Cellular component (GO): EMC complex
Molecular function (GO): carbohydrate binding
Source: RefSeq, a predicted model, not a curated record
AUGGUUAUAGGUGCAAGUGCGAAGGGCUUUGGUCUUUCAGCCAAGACAUCAAACACAAAAGUGAUACUUAAUGGUGGUCAAAAGGUUACAUUUGCCAAGCCAGAUGGCUACUUUUCAUUCCACAAUGUGCCAACUGGAACUCAUUUGAUUGAGGUCUCUUCAAUUGGUUACUUCUUUUCCCUAGUCCGAGUAGACAUCAGUGACAGGAAUCCUGGUUAUAUUCAAGCAGCAUUGACUGAAACCAGAAGAGUUCUGAAUGAGCUUGUGUUGGAACCUCUGAAAGAAGAGCAGUACUAUGAGCCUUUUAUACUGGUGGAGGGGGUGGGGGUCGAAGGCUAA